AUGUCGCCCUGCGGUACCGUAGAGCUCCCCUGUCCGGGCCGCAUGAGGCCCACUCUUGACUGUCCCGGCCCAAUGGGCCACAGCAAGCACGCUGCAUCCAUCGAGGGAGGUCUAGAAGGGUGGUCUGGUGUGAACGAUAUAAGCGUUGUGGCGAGAGACGACGCGUUGCUGGCGUGGAAAGCCACAGGGAGGCUUGCUGAAUGGCUCAACGAGAGAGACAGCGGGUCGAAGCCCUACAGGGAGGAUGGUGGACGCAGAUCCCCGAUGCACAAACCCACGCGGUUCUCUGUUUCGUUCGCCACAAGGUGGGCUGCCUCUACUGACAAGGUGAAGGGGAAGGGAUGUGGAACCGAAGCGCGAGAGGCCUUGGGAACGGCAUCAAGCACACCCCUCCUCGAGAGAGCCAAUGAUUUGGGCAGCUGGAAGGUCUUGAUUGCCUUAUAUGGAAGUCAUAUCUGCAGCCACGGGACAAGAAAGGGGGUGAUUGGAUCAAAGGUGGCUGCUUUUGCACUCUCCCGCAUUUCUCUGUUUGAUGGCGAGAGAGGGAAACGCUUGCGUAGAUAUGCCGAGCAGUCAAAUUUGGAGGGCGGUGUGGCGAAGAACAUAUUGUCUAAGGGGGCCCACAACGAACAGCCCCCGAGUAGUAGGGCGAAGGGGAAUGGUCGCAUCAGCCACCCAGAUCGGCAGCCGGGGUUACCGGACUCGGGGACUGGGGGGUUACCGAUGUGGCUCAAUUUUUGUUACCUGGCUUUGAUUGGCUGCGUUGCUCCAACCAACACAGAAAAAGGUCCGACGGAUCCCGGACCGGCGAGAGAAAAGGGUUACACUUGGGCGCCGGGGCCUUUCUCCGGCCGGGGGGCCCGCGAAGGUGUCUAAGCGAUUCGUCGGGCCCGAAGGACG
Messenger RNA from Pyricularia oryzae 70-15, 900 nucleotides. RefSeq lists its product as uncharacterized. The coding region runs from base 1 to 876 and encodes 291 amino acids. Lineage: Eukaryota; Fungi; Ascomycota; Sordariomycetes; Magnaporthales; Pyriculariaceae. The transcript is spliced from 5 exons. The record is from RefSeq and is a predicted model, not a curated record.